This is a messenger RNA of Durio zibethinus, 597 nucleotides long. The record is from RefSeq and is a predicted model, not a curated record. Lineage: Eukaryota; Viridiplantae; Streptophyta; Magnoliopsida; Malvales; Malvaceae.
AUGGCUUGGACCAAGGAAUACUUGGAUUUAGUUUUGGUCCCAAGUGGGUUGUUGAUCAUGUCUGCUUACCAUGUCUUUCUUCUGUAUAGAUGUCUCAAAUUACCGCAAACCACUGUCAUUGGCUAUGAAAACCACUGCAGGAAAGCAUGGGUUGAGAGAAUGUUGCAGGUUGAGGCGAAGGAUAUAGGCUUAGCAUUAACAACAAUCAACAGCACAAUCUCAGCAUCAACUUUCCUGGCAACAGUAUCUCUAACUUUGAGUUCUCUCAUUGGAACAUGGCUUGCUGAUUCUUCUCAUAAUCUCUUCAGAAACAAUAUUCCAGCAAGUUAUGUCCAGAAGGCAGUGAUAAGAGGCAGUGCUUGUUGGUCAAUCGGCUUACGAGCAAUAUACCUUGCCACCACCUUGCUGCUGUGGAUUUUUGGUCCAAUUCCAAUGUUUGCUGCUUCAGUGAUUAUGGUGGUGAUUUUGCACAUGCUUGACAGAAACGCGACCCCAUUACAUAAGUUUGAACCAGCCAACUCUCAUAACCAGUUUACAAAGAUCCGUGGGGAGUUAGCUGCGGUAGCUAGUACAGUUAUUGAGCAUCAUGACAGAUAA